Messenger RNA from Labrus bergylta (ballan wrasse), 6182 nucleotides. Lineage: Eukaryota; Metazoa; Chordata; Actinopteri; Labriformes; Labridae. The record is from RefSeq and is a predicted model, not a curated record.
GUGCUGAGCCCGACGUACAAGCAGCGAAAUGAGGACUUCAGGAAACUCUUCAAGCAGCUCCCUGACACAGAGAGACUCAUUGUGGACUACUCCUGUGCUCUUCAACGGGACAUCCUACUGCAGGGACGACUCUACCUCUCUGAGAACUGGAUCUGUUUCUAUAGCAACAUCUUCCGCUGGGAAACCCUGCUAACAGUGCGGCUAAAAGACAUCUGCUCGAUGACAAAAGAGAAGACUGCCCGCCUCAUUCCCAAUGCCAUCCAGGUCUCUACGGAUACUGAGAAGCACUUUUUCACCUCAUUUGGAGCCAGGGACAGGACUUACAUGAUGAUGUUCAGACUGUGGCAGAAUGCACUGCUGGACAAGCCUCUGUGUCCAAAAGAACUCUGGCACUUUGUCCAUCAGUGCUAUGGCAACGAGCUCGGCCUGACAAGCGACGAUGAAGACUAUGUCCCUCCUGAUGAUGACUUCAACACCAUGGGGUUCAGUGAAGAGAUUCCCAACGAAGAGAACGAGAUCAACAACGACAACUUGUCAAAGAGCAGCACCGAGGCCAAACCUGAGGGGAGCCCUCCUCUGUUACAUAAGAAGCUUGUCCCAAACUGCACCAUCCCCAGCCCAGGCAACCAUGACACGCCCAUUACAUUUGCCCUUCCAUCAGAGGAGUAUGCAGACUGCCUAGCCGACGGCGAGCUGCUUGCUGUGCCGCUACUGGUGGUAGAGAAGAACAAUGACACCAGCGGGCCUGGUGGUCCUGUCCCUUCCCCCUCUCUGGACUUCAACGACAACGAAGACCUCCCCACUGAGCUCAGUGACUCCUCAGAAACACAUGAUGAGGGUGAGGUGCAGGCCUUUCAUGAAGACCUGAAUGGCAGGCAGCACAUCAACGAGAUCUACAAGGUCAGCGUGGACAAGCUCUAUGACGUCCUCUUCACAGAGUCACAGUUCAUGACUGAAUUCAUGGAGCAGAGACGAUUUUCAGAUAUCGUAUACCACCCGUGGAAGAAGGAGGAGGCGGGGAACCAGACCAGAGAGAUCCUGUACACCAUCUCGCUCUCCAACCCCCUCGCCCCGAAAACAGCCACAGUCACUGAGACACAAACUCUGUACAAAGCAAGUCAGGAGAGCGAGUGUUACAUCAUCGACGCUGAGGUCAUCACACAUGACGUGCCCUACCACGACUACUUCUACACUCUCAACCGCUACAUGCUCACCAGGGUAGCCAAGAACAAGUGUCGGUUACGGGUAUCAACAGAGCUGCGCUACAGGAAACAGCCGUGGGGACUGGUGAAAGGCUUCAUAGAAAAAAACUUCUGGAGCGGGCUAGAAGAGAACUUCCGCGUUUUAGAGUUGGAGUUGUCCAAGCUGGAGGACAUCCUGACAGAGGCCCACCAGUUAUCUCCAAAGGCCAAGGUGGUGAAAAACUCCACGGUGAGGCGGAAGAAGAGGCCGCUGCCCCACAUGCGCAGCCAGCAUCUGGACGAAGCGCUCAGUCCCGUUACCACGCCAACAGAUGAGGAAGUGAUCCAGAGGAUCAAGCACGUAGCAGGCUCCACACAAACCAGACACCAGAGUCCAGAACACCAUCACCUGGCAGGAGGCCUGGCUCUGUACAGCGUGUCCAAACUGCUCCUCAUCAUCAGCUUUGUGAUCUGUCUAAGCCUGGUCCUGCUGGUGUUCCUCAACAUGAUGCUGUUCUACAAGCUGUGGAUGCUGGAGUACUCUGCACAGUCCUUAACAACCUGGCAAGGGUUACGGCUUCAUGAAAGUAAACUGCCUCAGACGCAGAUGGAGUGGUCCCAGCUCCUGGAGGCUCAGCAGCGUUACCAUGACGCAGAGCUGCAGAAGUGGAGGGAGAUUAUCAAGUCGUCAGUAGUGCUCCUCGAUCAGAUGAAAGACUCUUUAUUGAACCUCCAGCGAGGCAUCGGUUUAAGGGACUACAGCUCCGAGGCUGAAGAGAAGAGAAGUCGCUACCACUGACACACCAUCACCAAGGCCAUAUGAGGGCAUGCUGUGCAAUAUAGGACCUGUUUUGUUUGUGAACCAGUAUGCAGGCAGCGGCAAGACAGAGGACGGACAGAGGGGGGAGGUGGGGGGAGGUGGGACCAACAGUGGGCUGGUCCAAAAGACACAGAGUGGGGGAACAGUCGUCUCCAGCGCACAGAGGUGAAAAACCCCCCAGUAGGAGACCAUACUUAGAAAGUGCUCCCCCCUACCACACACAGGAACUGAGGUGUCCCUAACAUCACUGAGGCAUUGUGGGAUGGUGCUCCUUCUCUGCACCUGUGGGGAAAAAAACAUUUCCUUCUACUCUCUUAUUUUCCAAGUGCAUCCUACUGUAAGCCGUGUCGCUCAAGACAGCGGCAGAGAGGAAGAAGGGAAACUACUGCAUGCAUUUAGACGACCUAACUUCCCCUCAGUCAGUGUUAACGUGGUUCAAUUCCAGUUCAUGUGUGUCAAAAAAAGAAGAACAGAAGACGUGCAGAGAUUUUAAGUCAAAGAGAGGGGGCGGUCCUUUCCAGUCUUAAUGGCUUUCUACACUCUCAAGACUGUUCCAAAACCCAUCGUCCCCUAGAGGUCCUCGCUGCAGUGUCCCCUUUUUUGGUAGACCUCAGUGUGAUCAGAGCGCAGUGAUCGUCCCACAAGCAGGGGAGAGAAAACGUGUUGUAGCGAGGGAGAGCUCAGCUUCAGUCCUGGGUGGUCUCUGGUCAGGGCUGGUUCCCUGUUAGACCAUCACGAUGAGAUAUUUAUUAGACAAAUCUAGAUACUGAUGAGACUCAAGCAAAGUUCUUUGAACCUUACACACAAUUCACAUCAUCAGCUGCCCCUGCCACAGUGAUAGCUACGUUACAUUGCAUUAGCCCCUUAUGAAUGAAGUAGAAUGUAUCCGCCUGAACCCAAAGGCUUGACUUUGAUCACAUAACAUUCAUUUCAAGAAAAGGGACGCUGCAGCCCGGCCGAUAGGGUGACCUGUGUUCUUUACAUGUUUUAUUACUGAACUGUGACUAUAUCUCUUGAAAUAUGUUUGAAUUAGAAAUAAUUCUAUGAAUAUAUUUGAAAUAUAUAAGAAUAUUUCAUUAUUUAAUAUAUAUAUUUCAAAAUAUAUAAACAUAACCUAUAUUUAUUGUUAAUUUAUGUACAUACAGAAAUUAUCAGAGCUCUAGACCAGUUAAAGAAUUUCUAACAAAAAGUGUUUUCUUCUAAAAAAAAAAAAAAAUGCAUGCCAGAUAUGUCUGUGACAUGUCCAGUGUGCAAGUAUGAUUCUGCUUUUUGCGCGAUUAUAUUCGCGCAUGUGUGUGUGAAUGAGAGGGUGUAUGUGACUGCGUGCAUGCAUGCGUGUGCGUACAGGUGUGUACUUUAAUAUGUGACAUUUUUACCAUUCCACACGUGUAUGUUUCUUAUGUUUUUUUCUUUUUUUUUCUUUUCUGGCUCUUUGCAGCCAGACUGCCUUUUUAAUGCUAAUGCAUUUGGAUGCCGCCUUGCAUUAGCCCCACCAGGGUACAGUUUACAAACGAAGAGUUUUGUUCCAAAAUGACAUAUCCAACAUCUGAAACAAAGUUACAGCCACUUUAACAUGAUGACUGAUCACUCAAACUAUCAAUGCAGUCCAUUUUUUGACACAUAAGAAGCAGCUUAAACCUAAGGUAGACAAGAGGAAAAAGGACAAACAUGAUAGUCUAAAUAUUAAGAUUGAACAAAAAGGUAAUGAGCUGGAUAUAAAACAUUUUGGAGAUGAACCCUUCAUACCUUUAGUAGCUGAUGUAAUCUUUAUCCCUGUCACUACAGUAGGGGCUAAAUGACUCUUAAAGGAAUAGUUUGACAUUUUCAGAAAUUCACAUGUUUACUUUCUUGACCAAACUUAGAUGAAAAGGUUGAUACCAGUCUAAUGUCUGCGCAGUGUGUAUGAAUCUACCAGCCGGUUUGCUAGCUUAGCACGACUUUUUCCUUGUUUUUUUUAUACAAAGCUAACCAUCUCUUGGCUCCCCAUGCCAGCCGCCGUGCAGCUUACCUUCAUCUAUAUCUAGGCAAUAAAUCGAAUGAGUGAAUUUCACAAACUAUUCCUUUAAAUCCUACGUAACCUAUAUCCUAUUAUAUUCUCCUUUUUCCCCCAUUUCGACUUUCUGUCUUGGAUGCAAUGAAAGCAUGAAAACUAUUUUAAACGCAACUAAAUUGAACCAAAAGAAAGAAGUAGAAAUGUACACCACACAAAGGGUCAUGUUGUUUUAAAUGAAGUAUUAAACAUGUAUGUCUUUAUGUAUUUAAAACUGGGUAAGGUGCAGUAAAGAGCAUCUCGUAAAGUUUCCAUGAAAGCACUUCCUAAAUUUAAAAAAAGGACUUCCUUGUGUUAAAAAAAAAAUAAAAAGAAAGUGAGCACUUUAAAGCCUCCUCAGGGAGGGAAUAUAAGAAAGAAAAGACAUGGCAGCAGUUUAGAUUGAGGGAUGAAUGCAGAGGUGAUGGAAAUGUUAUAAAUUUGUGUUUUUAUUUUAUUAUCAUUUUAUUUGUCAGUCACACUUGUGAUUUCCAGCUUUCAAUCUCAUUAAGAAUCCCUGAGUUUUUCUGUCUUUUCGGGAUUGAGCACUGCUCCAAAAAAAAGUGUUACACAUGCUCAGAUUGAGUGCUUCACUUUAUAUUUAACGUCAUUAUUACAUGAGAUUCUCUUCCAAGUUCAAAGACCUAUCAGAGACCAGCUUCCUUGUCUGUUUCAGGGCGAGAUUGAAUGACUUGUUUGAGGGAAAUGGUAUCUUUACUGUGUGCCUAUUUGGCGUGUUACUGACUGGCUUUCUGAAAGCAGCUCAGAGGACUUCAGGAUUGAACCCCUGCUGUGAGUGUGUGUGUGUGUGUGUGUGUGUGUGUGUGUGUGUGUGUGUGUGUGUGUGUGUGUGUGUGUGUGUGUGUGUGUGUGUGUGUGUGUGUGUGUGUGUGUGUGUGUGUGUGUGUGUGUGUGUGUGUGUGUGUGUGUGUGUGUGCGAGUGUGUGUGUGCGUAUGACUUACGGUGGAAGAAGGCACUGAGUAAUGAUAACACAUGAAACCUUAAGACCUGAAUGUGAGUGGUUGGAAAGCUUUUCUGUUGUAUUGAAAUCCCUUUCACAAUCCUGAUGACAAUGAAAGACAGUUUGAAGUUCGGCUUCAUGUACAUGAUGGUACAGAAAUGAUAUGAAAAAGUGAUGGACAUGCUUUAAAGAGGUUGUUGUUUUUAAGUGUAUGAUGAAAUGGAUUUUCCUCUUUCAGCUUGAAUUCUAUUUUUAUUUUUUUGUAUGUUUGAAAACUACAAACCUUCUGUUUGGAACAGGACAUGGUAAAUGCUUGAGUACGUUGUUUUUCCUCUCCUACUGUGGCUGCUUUUGUUUUUUAGUGAAAGGAUACAUUUGAAGAAAUGGACACAUCCUCCUCUUGGUCCAAAUUAAGCUCCUCCCUCAGCCCCUAAGAAAAGUCGUUUUUAACCUUCAUCAUUCCCGUCACAACUCAACAUUUCCCAUUUGUACCAACGCAUUUGACAAAUCACCUCGAUUAUCUCACAGGUUUUUGGUUUUGUUUUUCGCUCUUUUUCUAGCCUGCAGUUAUCUGCGUUACUCGAAUGAUUGUAUGAUUGCUAUCCCUGCACAGCUGUGAAACCAAGGUGACCCAGGAGUUCUGAAUGCCGCUGCUUUGUCUCUGACAACUAAUGAAUUAUGCGCUUCAUUGACUGUAUUAAUUGGCAUUUGCCUUGUUGUCACAGAGUCAGCGGGUCAUUAGUGCCACCCUAACCACCCAGUACUAAGUAACAGCCUCGAUUGAAUCUCACACACACACAACCUCCUGAAAUGACCACUGAUCAAACUCAUGGCGAAAUUCUCUUCUUUGGGUGUGUCUUUAUGAAAUAUGUACUGGUGUAGUUCUGUUCAAAAAUAAUUCUACUGUAUGUUUUUUUUUUUUUUUUUUUUUUUAGAAAAUGUUUUGAUCUCUAGAGAGAGACUUUUAGUGAAAUUUCUACGGAGAUAAAAAAUAUACUCUAAGUAUAUGUUGCGUAUAUCUGCAGUGUGCACACAUACACACACUGUCAAAGGAAUCCGACCUGCGCUGCGCGUAGGUUUUUGAUUUGCCGAUGACUUUGCCUCAUAGAGACUGAAGAUGAAAGUGGCUUUCUGGUUCAUGUGAAGUAGAGAUUGGGAAGUAUGAAUAAAAAAUAUAUAUGAUAAACAAA